Molecule: messenger RNA, 416 nt
Organism: Sphaeroforma arctica JP610
Lineage: Eukaryota; Ichthyosporea; Ichthyophonida
Exons: 3
Coding region: 1-402 (133 amino acids)
Source: RefSeq, a predicted model, not a curated record
AUGUCUGUGUCUAAUUGCGCAGAUCACAAGAGGAGACGACUGGCGAUAGUGCAGUGGCCGUAUGUGGUGUACGAACUCACAGAAGCGGAAAUCACAGAAGACAUACUCGCCAUCAAACGGGCUCUCAAAGCAUCGACCGGAAGCAAGAAAAAACAAACAAAGGACAGGGUGGCGGGGGUGGAUGUGUCUGUGGAAAGAGGAGAGCUCACGUACAGUGGCACUACAUAUCCGAAGGGUGCGGUGGUCAGAGUCUCGAUAAAGGACGUUUCAUACAAUGCCGUGCUGACGGAUAUAAAUCAAACCGAGAUCCAUGUCAACAGGACAGAAACCAAUGGGAAGAGAGCGAAAAUCAAUAUUACACAGCUGAGGCAAGGGAAGACCCGCCUGGAAAUGGUAGCGUAGUUAGGUCACUCGGG